Messenger RNA from Salvelinus sp. IW2-2015, 1709 nucleotides. The record is from RefSeq and is a predicted model, not a curated record. NCBI's taxonomy places the organism in Eukaryota, Metazoa, Chordata, Actinopteri, Salmoniformes, Salmonidae.
AUGGCCUGGUGGAGACACUGUACCUGGACUCUGCAGCCACAACACAGACACUAUGAGCUCCUACCACCAGGGAUAUACAAAGGAGAUCGAUGGAGCUGCUGCCACCAGAAGGACAAAGCAGACCCAGGAUGUGACAAGACCAAACACGGGGUGACGUUACAGGAGUGGUACGAUCCCCUCGACCCAGAUCUGGAAUCCCAGCUCAUCUAUCGACACCUUAUUGGAGUCCGACAAGCUUUGAGGAAAAGAUACCAAGAGAUGAUCAAGCCAGAAGAAGAGGAUGACAGAGAGACUUUGGAAGGUGAGAAGAAGCUGGACGGGAUCACAAGGUUGUUCAGUGUCCUACAGGACCUGCAGAACUCCCACACUGCAGUGGAGGAGGAGGAGAGGUUAAAGAAUAGGAACUUUCUCCUGGAGCUGCAAACGUAACAGAAUGUCAAUGCAACCGGCAGUUCUCAGGCCUAGAGUGUCCCAAAUGGCACCCUAAUCCCCUCUAUAGUGCACUACUUGUGACAAGGGCACAUAGGGUAAAUGCGCUAUAAAGGGACAGAGCCCUAGUCUCAAUGUUACUCCUUUUACUCAGCUCUUGACAUUAAUUAAUUUUGACUUGUCCUUGUCAAGAAAACCUGUAUGGAACAUCAGUGAAGACAUUUUGGUCAUUACACCAUGUUCAUCAUAAAUUUCUUCUUGUAGAUGAGUUGUGUUGGGCGAUGUUCUGCUCUUCAUAUUAACUUCACAGGUCUACCAGCAACAUCCCUUUAAGAAGCACUGAUGGGGACUGGAUUUUGUUAUGUGUUUGACAUUGGGUUUGAGGUUCAACAACCCCCCCCCCCCCACCCCCCAUACAUAGUGCAGGUGUAACGGUUAUGAAUGUAUGGUACCCAUGGAAACCCAUGGAAAUUUUAACAUGAUAUGUUAACAAGGGGUUUAUACUGUACAUGAAUAAUGCAGCGAUAGUAAAGAGUAGAUUGAGACCAAGAGCAGUAUUGCUGAAGUAUUUGUAAAAGGAUCAUCCUAUUGAAAGCAUAUCAACUGAUGGCAACACUGACAUUCUGAAUAUCAAUAGAGUAGCGCUCUCGCCAUGAGGGUGCAUCUUCUUUUUCUGUGGUUGUUUAUUAAUUUCUUUGUUAAGCGUGAUUGAAUUGAUCAUGCACCUUUGUCACAGGAGUUUAAUUUAUUGUCAGAAAAUUGAACGUUUUUUUGUCUUACUUGUGAAUCUGUAAUGUUCCCAAAUCUUUCUUACAGGCUUUUAAUGCCAUGGGCUACAUCUGUGUUUUGUUGUUGUGUGUUCUAUGUGCCAUUUCAAAGUGACUAUGUGCUUGAAAUACUGUAAAGAACAAACGGGCGUAACAGCGUUGUCAAGAUCUAAUGUAAACAGACGUUUGACAUGCACAAAGAAUUUGCAGACAAGGAGAAAAAUGCAUACCAAAAUACAUUUAUGUAUAAAUAUAAUAAUGCAUGUAUUACCUGAGAAUGAAUGGACAGACCUCUGAAAGAUUAGUCUCAUACGUUCUCAGAAAUGUGUUGUGGAAUAUAUUGUAAAACCUUUGUUGCAUUCAGUGUAAAUUCUAACCUUUUUAUGUGUAAGGUUUUUAUUGUAUGUCAAUGUGUGAGUGUUAUUUUAAAUAUUGUAAAUUUUUAUAUAUUGAGCAUUUGAGUUUGCAUUUUCUAUCUGUUUUGCCAUGUGAAUGUAAAAUGUUCAACCAUUA